This is a messenger RNA of Aphis gossypii (cotton aphid), 509 nucleotides long. Its product is annotated as ATPase inhibitor mai-2, mitochondrial-like. Lineage: Eukaryota; Metazoa; Arthropoda; Insecta; Hemiptera; Aphididae. The transcript is spliced from 3 exons. The record is from RefSeq and is a predicted model, not a curated record. Gene Ontology annotation, cellular component: mitochondrion. Gene Ontology annotation, molecular function: ATPase inhibitor activity. Gene Ontology annotation, biological process: negative regulation of ATP-dependent activity. Bases 146 to 418 code for a protein of 90 amino acids.
AAUUUUAUAAAUUACUAAGCAACCAUUGAAAAUAACUGCUAUACUGAUUAUAGGUACCUAUAAUUUCGUAUUUAUCAUCUUUGUUGGUGUAAUAAUACAUUUUAUAUGCUUGUAAAAUAAGUGUCGGUACUCUAAAAUACAGAUCAUGAUUUCAAUAUCACAUUUGAGUCAUUUGGGUGCUGUAUGUUUCGCUAAACGAUCAAGUUUAAAUAUUGUCUUUGGAGCAAAUAAAAGGAGCGGACACAAUGGUACUAUAAGAGACGCCGGUGGAAAAAUUGCAGAACGUGGAACUUUUUUAGAAGAAGAUUAUUUUUAUAAAAAAGAUAAAAUACUAUUGGAAAAACUAUUAGAAGAUAUAAAGAAAUGUAAAAAAACAGAUCAAAAGAAUAAGACAGAAAAUUCAAAUAAUCAGAAAUAGAAAAAAACCUAAGAGAAAAAAUAUACAUUUUUUUCCUUAGUUUUUUUUUGUCAACAUUAUUGAUAAAAAUAUAUACUUGGUUUGCUUUUUA